AUGUUCGAAGGCAGCCCGGUUCGGAAUCCAGAGAAGACCGAGCCCCGAGUCAACAUCCCUUCCCCCCCUCUCUCCCCCUCCCCCCCUCCCGCCCUCUCACCUUCCUCUCCCUUCCACCCCCACCACCCAACCACCCCUCCCCCUCCCCUCCCCGUCCUCCCCCUUCCUCAAGCCUCCCCUUUCCCCUCCUCUUCCCCCUUCGUCCUCCCCUGUUUCUGUGUGUCCCUUUCCCACUCCUGUACCCCCCCUCCUUUCGCUCUUUUUGCUCACCACAUCUCCUUUUGCUCGUGCUACUAA
Molecule: messenger RNA, 297 nt
Organism: Closterium sp. NIES-65
Lineage: Eukaryota; Viridiplantae; Streptophyta; Zygnematophyceae; Desmidiales; Closteriaceae
Source: the annotation of a GenBank genome assembly